Molecule: messenger RNA, 10067 nt
Organism: Ostrea edulis (European flat oyster)
Lineage: Eukaryota; Metazoa; Mollusca; Bivalvia; Ostreida; Ostreidae
Product: 1-phosphatidylinositol 4,5-bisphosphate phosphodiesterase beta-4-like
Exons: 34
Coding region: 407-3967 (1186 amino acids)
Biological process (GO): phosphatidylinositol-mediated signaling; lipid metabolic process
Molecular function (GO): phosphatidylinositol-4,5-bisphosphate phospholipase C activity; calcium ion binding
Source: RefSeq, a predicted model, not a curated record
AUCACCAUGGUUAAUCAUGCAUGGCUUCUACAUAUGGUAGGUAACUGUGUUUAUGGAUAUCUAAGCUGCAACAAGUAGAUUUGAUAGAGCUAUAUAAUAGAUCUCCAGUAUAACCAUUGUUUUUUUUUUGUUCUUGCAUGCACACAAAAGUGACAAAUAUCAAUACAUGUAUUGAAGGAAUUUACCAUGUCGGACAUCAAGCAUCUGACAUAUUCUAACAUUCUUUCUCAACGUUUUUAUCAUAUCAAGAAUCUUAUCAUUAUUUUGCAAUUAUUUUAUGUUUAAACUGGCCCCAGGAAGAAUUGAAUAAUGCCGAAAAACUCAAAGCAUACAGGCCAUGCCUAUACUGUUUCAUGCAGACUGUUCAGUACACUUCAAGAUGCUUGAUAAAUAGAAAUUCUUUGCAAUGGCUAAAGUCAUUGAAUUCCAAUGGCAAAUACCUGUGCCUGAGGUCCUUCAAAAGGGGGCUGUAUUUGACAGAUGGGAUGAGGAAUCAGCCACUCUUGAGCCAAAAUGUACAGUAAAGGUGGAUGAGUAUGGCUUCUUUAUCAACUGGCAAAGUGCAGAUAGGGAUGGCCAGGUACUGGAAAUUUCUCAGGUCAAUGACAUUCGCUUGGGAUUGGCACCCAAAAUAAAUGAUCCUCGUACCUAUGCUGAAAUAGAGCAGAGAGGUAAUGGUAACUUGGAGUGGAGGACUGUGACAAUCUGUAGUGGACUGGACUUAGUCAACGUAAACUACACUCCAAUGAUUGCUGCUGACCCCGAUACUGCACGGGUGUGGUUUGAAUGUUUGAGAAAACUUACCCCCAACACCAAGGCAAACAACAUCUGUCCAAUGACCUCUCUAAAGAAACACUGGUUAAAGCUUUGUUUGCUGGUCAAUCCAAAGGGGAAUAUUCCCGUGAAAAGUAUCACCAGAACAUUUGCAUCCGGUAAAACAGAGAAGAUGAUCAUGCAAUGUCUAGUAGACCUGGGUCUACCUGGAGGAAAGAAUGAUGAGAUUGAUCCUAAGCUUUUCACAUUUGACAAAUUCUAUGAGUUAUAUCACAAGAUUUGCCCAAGGACAGACAUAGAGGAUUUAUUUCGUGAAAUAGCUGGUAGUAGCAAAAGAACAUAUCUUACAGUUUAUCAACUUAUUGACUUCUUUAAUGAGAGACAAAGAGACCCUCGUUUAAAUGAAAUUUUAUUCCCACAUUAUAACAAGAAAAGGAUUCUUCAGAUCAUCAAGAGCUAUGAAAAAGACAAAGAAUACAUUGAGAAUGAAUGGUUAAGUUCUGAUGGGUUUUGUCGUUACCUGAUGUCAGACGAGAAUGCACCAGCAUAUUUAGAAAGGCUGGACAUCUACAUGGACAUGGAUCAACCUCUGUGUCAUUACUUUAUAAAUUCCUCACACAACACAUACCUAACUGGCCGUCAGUUUGGUGGACGUUCCUCUGUAGAGAUGUACCGACAAGUGCUCCUAGCAGGGUGUAGAAGUAUAGAGUUGGAUAUUUGGGAUGGAACGAAAGAGGAACAGGAGCCCAUUAUAACACAUGGCAUGGCCAUGUGUACAGAUAUUCUGUUCAAGGAUGUUAUCCAGGCAAUAGCAGAAACAGCGUUCAUCACAUCCCAGUAUCCGGUUAUUUUGUCAUUUGAAAAUCACUGCAGUAAACCACAACAAUACAAAAUGGCCAAAUACUGUGAAGAAAUAUUUGGAGACAUGUUGUUAAAGAAACAAUUGGACAGUUGCCAACUGCAACCCGGUACACCCUUACCAUCACCAAAUCAGCUCAAAGGAAAAAUACUCAUCAAAAACAAAAGACUUCGCCCAGAAGUGGAAAGAAGGCAAUAUGAGUUGUUUAUGAAAGGACAAUAUCAAACAGCAGUGGAGGAGACAUCUCAAGAUCAGGAUGCCCUGACCAAAGUCAUUGAUGACAUUGAGGGAGAAGACGGACCUAUGAAUGAAGAUGACCAGUCCAGUUCUGACUCACGAGUAGAGGAGACUCGAUCGGCUUCACCAAAAAAAGAAAUUGACCCCCCAACAGUAAGCACAAACACUGAUGCUCAUCCAGAGUUAAAUCUUGGGAAAAGUGAAGAUAUGGAAAGCAGUAUGGAUGGAGAGGAUAGUCUAAGCAAGAAGUCAUUUAGGCAGUUCUCAGGCAAAAAGGGAAGUUUGACAGCAGAUGAGGAGGCUGCCUUAAUGUCAGCAUACCAUUAUGAAAGAGCCACUACAAACAUUCAUCCAUACUUAUCAUCCAUGGUUAACUAUGCUCAGCCAGUCAAAUUUCAGGGCUUCAAAGUAGCAGAAGAGCAAAAUAUUCAUUAUCACAUGUCAUCCUUCAAUGAAAAUGUAGGACUACAAUACCUCAAAUCUCAGGCAAUUGAGCUUGUCAACUAUAACAAGCGCCAAAUGAGUCGAAUCUAUCCCAGAGGUGGUCGAGUGGACUCCAGCAACUACAUGCCCCAGUUAUUUUGGAACGCUGGAUGUCAGAUGGUGGCACUUAACUUCCAAACUCCAGAUAUAGCCAUGCAACUUAAUCAGGGAAAGUUCGAGUACAAUGGAAAUUGUGGAUAUUUAUUGAAACCUGACUUCAUGAGAAGGCCUGACAGAAACUUUGAUCCAUUUCUGGAGAGCACAGUGGAUGGAAUCAUUCCAGCACAGUGUUCAGUACAGGUGAUAUCCGGGCAGUUUCUAUCGGAUAAGAAAGUUGGGACAUACGUUGAAGUAGACAUGUACGGACUGGCCACCGACACCAUCAGGAAAGAGAUGCGCACCAAAGUGGUUCCGGCAAAUGGACUCAAUCCUGUGUAUAAUGAGGAGAAAUUUGUGUUCAGAAAGGUAGUUUUACCAGAUUUAGCUGUCCUUAGAAUAGCUGUGUAUGAAGAUACAGGAAAACUGAUUGGUCAGCGUAUUCUUCCAUUGGAUGGUCUACAGUCCGGAUAUCGGUACAUAUCUCUGAGGACAGAGGGCAACUUUCCUCUAUCAUUACCGACUAUCUUCUGUAGGAUUAUCCUGGAAACAUACAUACCAGAGGAAGUGGGAAUGCUGGCUGACAUUCUGGCGAAUCCUCAGGACAAGAAACAGAAGAUGUUUGAUAAGUUUGGCUAUGACAGUGAGGCAAUAUCUGAUGCCCCUGUGCUUCCAAAAAAUGCCAGUAAAGCAGAGCUGAAACCCAGCACCAAUGGUCAGCUGGCAGUCAGUUCAAAUAACCAGCAAGUAAAGGCAAAAGAGGAAAAGAAAGAUGAUCCAGCUUUACUUCCACUUACAAGGGAGAGUGUCAAGGCUGAUAAAAACUUCCAGAAGUUACUGAAGAAACAGCAGAAAGAAGUGCAAAUGAUGAAAAAAAGACACCAAAAGGAUAAAUCUGUUAUGCAUAAACAACAUUGCUUAGUUGUUGAUAAAAUAGUAGUUACAAGGGACAAAAAAUUAACUGCCAUUGAGAAAAGCAAAAACAAAGGUGAUUCCAAAACAUUGAUAGAUGGUCAUAAAGCAGAGAUUUCAGAGGUGGUGGCCAAGCAUACCAAGGAAUGGUCAGACAUUUCCCAGAAACAUCUGAAAGAUGAACAUGAUUUACUGAAGGAACAUGUGGAACAGCAGAAUACUCUAUUAAAGAAACUGUUUGAGGUUGCACAGCAAGAGCAGAUUAAACAACAAGAAGUGCUUAAUGAAAGAGAGGAGAAAGAGUUGACAAUAAAACAAUCUAAACAAUCCAUGGAGUCCAGCAAAGCAGUGAUGAAUGAUAAAACGAUCAAAGCCAAAGCCGAGAGAGAAAGGCGAAUGAAAGAAAUAAGUGAAAAUAACAUAAAAAGAUUUACAGAUGAACGCAAACGAUUAAAGAUUCGACAAUCAAAGCAAAUAGAGAAUCUUUUUAAGCAGCAUCAAAAUAUGAUGGACACAUUCAUGCAGGACUGUAAAAAGGAGAUAGAGAAGAUUGAAAUGAUGUUUGAGGAAGCCAAGCUAGCAGCAAAACCAGAAACGGAUGUUUGAUGACAUUGAUUAUCAUAAUGUCAGUUGCAAAGGUGACAGAUUGCCUGAUCAAUAAUCCCAUUGGCCAGGUUCCUCCAUGUGCUAGCCUAUUUGAAGUAUUGAAAACAAGGACUGGAAUUUUGUUGCCAAAGAAUAUUAUUAAUGUUUUCAUUUUCCUUGUUACAUGUCCCUUCGUUGAUAUAGACUUCCUUUCAGAUUUGAAAUGUCUCUUGUUGAUUAUGUACAUAGGGUUGUUUAAUUUUUCUCUCGGUCAUUAUGUUGUUAUUGUAAGUUACAUUGGGUUAGUGAUAAAUGCCGUAUAUUUCUUCCAUUGUUGAUAUAGAGUCUUAUUUUUAUAGUAUUUACAUGUACAAUGUGUGAUGUUUCAUUGGUAUAAACUAUAUAUUCAACUUAUUAUUAAGGAAAUGAUAUCUUUUUCACUCGAAAUAAGCAUUUGCUAUCCAAGUACAGUUUAGGAUUAUUUUAUUGAACAACUAUACAUGUCAUCUCUCUGUCAGUUUUUCAUCUUAUUAGAUAUAUUUGUAAAACUGAGUGCUAGUUACACUGUUAGAUGUCCUCAAAUGAUACGGUUUUAAAAAUAUAUACUAAAACUGAUUUAUAAGGACAUUUGUAUAGUUAUAUGUUUUGAUCAUGGCUUUAUUUUUUUAAAGUACCAAAUACAGUGUACUAGAAACUCUUUUAAAAUUUUCCUCCCAUUUUAUUUUUGCCCAAUUUGGCAAAUUCAGAACUGGGAAAAUUCAAAUUCCCAUUAAGUUUACUCAUUACUUUUAAUUAGAAAUAAAUGGUUUUGGAUAAAAUUAUUUUUAAAUGCAUGCAGUCAAAAAAUUUCCCAAUACACACUUAUUUGGGAUUUCAUUUUAAUGCAUGUCUUUCAAGUCUGAAAGAGGCAUCCGCUUUUUUGUAAUAAUAGGUAAAUAUGUAAUUAUAGCAGCCAUCGUCAAAAGUGGCAGAAAUAUCACAGCAGGACUACAUUGCUGAACAGUGUGCCAUGUUACAACUAUUGAAAUGGUAAUUCUUUAGUAUGUUGAGAAUGAAAUACUGUCAGAAGUACAGGUAUACAUGUAUGUAUCUGCAGUAUUGUUUAUAUUGGGUGAUCACGUCAAAGAGUAAGCGUCUAGUGUUAUUUGAAUAUUAAGGUGGCUCACUACACCUUGAAAGACUUUAUUAAAUCAGCACGAAAUGAUUUAAUAAUGAAAGGUAUGAUUUAUAACAAGUACAUAAUAUUAUGUCAAAAAGGCAAAAAAUAUGCAAUUUUUAAGAGAAAAAACACAAUUUUCAAAAUUUCUUUCCAUUGAUAUAAAUGAAAGACACUCACAGAUUUGAACUCGUGAUUUGCAGGUCAGUAACCUGAUACCUUAUCCACUGAGCUAUGUACAAAACAUUUGUGACAUAGUGUCAUAAAAUGUAUAAGUCCUGAUGUAGUGAGCUACCUUAAACAGUAGUUUUGCAUUUCAAAUUUCAAAUCACGAGUACCAAUUCUGAUUGUGUUUAAGGAUUCCUUAAUGGACACUUCGACAGCUUUUUUUGCAUGUAAUAUUCAAUUUGUAUAAGGUUGGGCACUGGUGAUUGGCAAAUCCUCUAAAAAGAUUUGAUAUAUUUUAUUCAGUUUGGGAGAAUUAACCUUGAAGUCUGUAAUUCAGGAGACUUCAAAAAUGAAGAUGUUUUGACUUUCAACAUAUCCUUUUUGCAUUUGUGUAGCAGUUUAUUUUAUGUACCUUGUUUUGAUAUCAUGGUAACAGAAUCUUGAAACAAGUUUUGUACAUUUGCAACAUGCAUUAUGUGAUACCGAGCAAAAAUAACAAUUUGUUUUGGUGUGCGCAUUAUCAGAAGCCUGGUUUUAAUUUUUUAACAUUUUCUUACUAGUUCAUGUUUAUUUAUUCUUCAUGGUGGUGCUAAUUUUUUCUCUCCUCAUUUUCUUGUUGGUGUUUAUCAAACACUCAGAGCAAUAAGGGUUAACAUCCUACAACUCUCUUGAAUGAUGGUGACAGUAACAAACUGUUUAGUACAGCUGCAUUUUAUUAACCCCUAGUUUGCAUUUGUUCAUAGCUUACACACAACAUACAUGUGUACCCAUAUUUUAAGUAAAAAUGAAGAAAACAGUUUAAGAAGUCUUCAACAAAUGGCUUUUUUUUUUAUUUUUCAAGGUUGAUGGAUAUAUAUUUACAGGUACUGAAGUCAGAUGCCAUGCUUAUGAAUUUUACAAAAUCACUUUCCUUAUCAUUCAACAUGAACCAGGUUCAUCCAUUGUCUUUCAAUAGAAAUUAUAGAAAAAAAUAUUCAUCCAUUUAUCUUCUAUUUGGAAAAGUGAUGUAAUAGGUAGGCUAGCAUUUGAAAGGUUGCCAGUUUGAUUCCCACUUCGUGUUGCAUAUUGUGUCCAUGCAUGAACAAUUUUUCUUCCUUUACUUCCCAUGUAAGAUAAGGUUCUUCCUCGAUAGAAAUUCUCGAGAGAUUUGCAGUGUCUCAUUACUACAGCAUCAUCCAAAAUGUCAUGGAUAUAAAUUUUUCAUUUAGCAAAGCUAUGUCAAUAUCUUGAUGUCCUAUUCAUUAUAUCCUAACGCAGAUUUAAAAGAACAAAAUCUGAGAAUAACUUUUGCUGUUUAGGUAUAUUGUCUUGUGUUGAUUUUGCAAUUUAAUUCUCUUUAAUUUAAAAAAAAAUUGGAUAUUGACCUUAAUGAUUCAAAAUUUAUAGAAGACAAAUAAUCUGCUAUAUGUCUUGAGUUAAUCCAUUGGCAUUCAAGAAAUUUUAAUUGAGAGGUUUAUUUUUUGGACAGAAAUUCAACAACAUACUCCCUGACAAAUAAAAUAUUCAACCCCUCAGGUGAAAUGUUCCUAAACCCACAUGAAUUCUUAUCAUCUUUAUCUCGGAUAAUGAUGUUGCAGUUAGUUAAUGCAAGAAUACAAUAAAAUCAGAUUUUGUGCAGUCUAGUAGAGUUGUGAAAAUUUGUUCACAUAAAGUUUAAAAGGGCACUGUGUCGGGUUUUAUCCAGUUAACUAAAAUCAGCAUGAUUUUAUGGUAAAGACUUAUGUAUGUGAAUGUAAUGAAGUUGUGUACAAAGGAAAUUAAUAUGAGAAAUACAUGUAUUUAAAAUGACUGAAUACUGGGUAAUGCAUGGAUGUAUUGUGGGUACAGCUUUUGCUUUGCAAUGCAAAAAUUUACUCCAUUUUUUAUGUAAUGUAUCAACUGUACAUGCAAUCAGUAUCAAGGAGUAUUGCAACUGAAACUAGACAUAUUUUCUCAAAUUGUCAGUUACAUCAGACCCUGUAGCAAUAAAUGUGAUACAUGUAGGUUUGAAAUUAUUUUAGAAAUCUCAGUAAAUAUGUGCAAUGGAUUUUAUUCUAGUCUAUAGAUGUGUAUAUCAGUACUCCCAAUGUGGAACAUGGCAUAUUUAUUUGUACUUUAAAUAUCUUUUUUUAGCAAUUUCUUUAAAGAUCUUAUUUCCAUUUGUUAAUUGUUGAACGUAUAAUUUAUUAAUACAUUAAGUACAAUAUGUUUGUGUGUUUACUUGUCUAGUAAACUUCCUUUUUUGCAAAAAAAAAAAAAAAAAAAAAAAAAAUGUGUUUUGUUUUCAUUGUCAAUUAAAAUUUGUCAUGGAGUGAGACACUUGGUGUCUUUCAGCAUCCACUUAGACAAACUGUAAAACUUGCUUACAUUAUAAGCCAUCACUGUAAAUGUUACAAGAUCAUUUAUUUUCUUGGGAUUAAAUUUUUGUGGUUUGAGAAAAAUAAGCAUCUACAAUUGAACUUGAUUUUAUGGUUGAAGAGUUAUUUAUUAGUUCAGUUGCUCGUGUUCAUAUAGGAUGUGAAUUCUAGAAUACACAUGUAUGUCCAUGCCAUGAAAAUAACAAAAACUAGAGCAAAGCUCGUUGCAAAGCAACGAGAGGUCUUCCGUCGGAGCUGUGUGACAUAAAAAUCUUGAACUUGACCAUAUGUCCUUGGGUCAGGUCCUAAUGCAUCCUCAGUUAACAUGAAAAACUGAAGAGAAUAAUUCAUCGAGUUUGAAUUAUUUAUACAUACAAAUCAAAUAAAUUGCUCUCAAAUCUUGAAUAUUUUUUUAAAACUUUAAUAUCUAUCUGCGUAAAUACAUGUAGGUAUAUUAUGCGCACAGAAGUCGCGUAUGAAUUUCACGCCAGGGGCACGUGCCGAAGUUACAUAAUAUGGACCAGGAGUUCAGAGUCAAUGUUUAAUCAAAGUCACUGUUUUUAAACAACAAAUCAUUUGAAAUGAGACUAGUCGGCCAAGGGUUUCUGAAUAUUCUAUACGCAUGUUUAGAUUUGGUUUAAUCAUGAUUAUAAACUAUUGAUUUCAACCAUGUUCAGAAAUAAUUUGUUAUGUUUGUAAAAUGUAUCCAUUUUCUUUUUCACAACGAAGAAUUUGAGUAAAGCUUGUGUGUUCAGUUAGAGUAGUGUGAAAUCACAGAUCGCUAGUCCAGCAGCGAUGAAUCUCCGAUAUUAUACACACAAUCAAUUAGACACGAUUGAGAAAUGAACUGUAUAUUAAAUUGAAGAUUUUAAAAUUGAUGCCUGACUCAAUGCUCUAGAGUUUUGAAUUUAAAACAAAUCAAACGUAAGACCAGGGGCGUAUAUACAAGUAUAUACAUCCCCGGAAAGACUGAAUUAUUCGAAAAAUCCAAUAUGAUCAAAAACAUAACAUUCUAUGUUAUAUUUAGGACGAUAAUGUUUACUUUGUGUACAUGCCUUGGUUCACACGCGAUGGUUUCUCGAGGCGGUUACGUAAUUGUAAACAAAAACAAACCCCGCGGUGUAUGUAAGAUGUGUGUAGUUAAUGACCGAGUUAUUCUAUGCUUGAGGGUUUCUUUCUUCAAUUAAAUAUAUCGUUGUUUUAAUAACAAACGUAGAAGAGAUAACCUUUUCCUCUGUUUUUUUUUCCCUUUGGAAUGAUUGUUUAUAUUAAAGCUACUAAAUAAUAACAAAAGACAGUUGUCGAUAGAUGAUUUUUAAAGGAACCAUAGAUCACGUUAAAACUUUAUUUUAAAAGAAUAUUAGCAUUUCAUGAAGUCAGAUUUAUCAAUUAAAGCAAGUUUAUUUAAGAUAUAUGCAUAUUUUUCCCCCUUCACCUACCUAAUGAUACAGUUACCUGUUUGCGGGUCAAGCUUUUUACUCAUAUAUAACACAAUACUCGAGCAAAAUAUUAUGUUUAUGAGAUCAAUAAGAUGUUAGAGAACAACUUUUCCAGCGAAAGCCAUAUCGAAAUAUUUACCGUUUUUGAGUUAUAAAGCGAAAACUUUGAAGAUCCCUAGAUCCCUAAUUUAAGGGGCCAGCCCCUUUUUAGGGAUAUCAAAAGAAAGCUCUUAACAUUUUGCACAACUUUUGUUCUAUAUGUCUUAACAAAAUAUUUUUAGUUUAAAAGAUACAAAGGAAAAUGUGUGUAAUUUUUUGCUCCUUUAGGCGCCCUAAUUUUUUAACCCUGUCAACCACCAUUUCGAACGCUGUAAUCAAAAAACAAAAAACGAUGUGCACAACUACAAUGCUCCUACUUUUUAUUUUCAAUGCAUUUUCUGCUCAAGGUUAUACAGUCUCGGAGCCUUUGUCUGGAAACCAAAGCCCCUAAAAUUUCAUUCAAAGGGGAAUAACUCGUGAACAGAAGGGAAUUUGUGAAAUGUAGUACAUGAUUUUAAAAUUGUUCUGUAAAGUUUAUAAACCCUGAAAAUUUGAGCAAAAUCCAUACAGAAAUGAGCGAGAUAUGAAGCUUCAAAGUUGGCGUCUAGGAAAAAGAAGAAAAAAAGAAUAAUAAGAAUAAUCUUAACCAGCACAAUCAGUAGAAGGUCUUCCUUUGUUACGGAAGACCUUAAUUAAACCAAAAAUGAAUGAAUUUGCAGCACCUGGUUAUAAUAAAGUCGAACUGCUUGCUUCUUAAAAAGCCAAAUAGUGGCAUUGUAACUGGGUUAUGUUGGAAUAAUGUCUGCCUUAAAUGUGUUCACAGUAACAUAUAUCCAGCUCAGUGUGAUGGAUUCAUAUACUUGUCCUCAUAGUUCUAUUCUUCACUAGAACCAUUAGGGUAUAGUCAUGGGAGUAUUUAUAAGGAAGUAGUUUUCAGAAGUGUGCAUUAAGUCUCUUACUUAGAGUGUCAAAUUUAGUGUUAG